UUAAAUAUUUUCAUAUGUUUCAUAUAUCUAUAAAACUUUCGGUUUCUAAAAUCAAAAUUAAAAUUUACUAAUUUCUCAUCAGGGGAUAUUUAUUGCAAUAGAUUUGCAUUACAAAAAAAGAGGCCACAACUCAUCAACUGUCGCUUUGAUAAUGGCUAAAAAGGGUGGCAAUCCCAAGGAUAAAGCCCAGAAAGGCAAAUCCAAAGCAAAGUCACCCCAAGAGAAACCCAUUGAAAUACCUUUGGAAAAAGAGGAAUCCAUACCCGAGGAGCCCAAAAAAGUAGAAAAAGAACCUGUGGUUCCUAAGAUUGAGAUUGAAGAACCAUGUGUGGUCAAUUGCUCUCAGGAAACGGUAACCUAUCGUCCCAACUCUUAUCCUGGUCUAUUGAAACAUCCCAAAACUAUGUCCGUGGUUGGUUCGGAAUGUGGAUCAUAUGAUAGCCUCUGCAAGCUUAUCCAUGCAGCUUUCCGUUGUGCCGAUCGCAUCUAUUUGAUGGUGCCUUGGGGAAACUAUGUCAUCUUUCGUUGGCAAAAUUUUUCAAAAAUUAACUAUUUUAUUUUUGAUGGUUGCACUUGCAAUGUCAAUCGAUUUCGUUACAUGGAUUUGACAUGUGGCACAGCUGGUUUGUUGUACUUUGAAGAAAUGCAUAAGGUUAUCAAUUAUGUGAUUAUGUCAAGACAACGAAGGGAGGAAAUUAAACGUUUGAAGCGAUGCAUUAUUGAUGAUGUCUGCAAGGAGAUGUAUGGUGAUCAACAUAUAUAGAAUAAGGGAGCCUAAAUUUCAAAUGGAAUUUCCAUCUCAAAUUUAGUUUUUUUCAAUAGUUGUAUAAUAAAUUGAUAGAAAUUUUA
Messenger RNA from Stomoxys calcitrans (stable fly), 849 nucleotides. RefSeq lists its product as uncharacterized. The record is from RefSeq and is a predicted model, not a curated record. The transcript has a single exon. Bases 152 to 763 code for a protein of 203 amino acids. Lineage: Eukaryota; Metazoa; Arthropoda; Insecta; Diptera; Muscidae.